CACCAGCUCAGUCUGGCUCUAAAACUCGAACAGCCACAUCGCGUUAAACCGUAACCGUUGAAAACCCAAUAUAUAUACCCCCAUAUAUAUAUAUCGAAACCUAUAUAUAGUUAGUUCUGUGUGCGCUCAAGAUUAAAAUUACAAAAUGUGGCGCUUGCUUUUGGCACUUUUAAUGAUGAGUGCGGUGUGCUGUGAGUCGGAGCUUUUUCGAGAUCACCUGAGAACUCCGGAAGCGGUGGCCACCAUUAACGGACUAAAAAAAGGAAUGCAGGUUCCGCAGCAGCAGCAGGAACCGCAGCACAUCCAGUCGAUUCCCCUGCCAACGGUUCCAACUCUACCGCCCCUGCAAUCGCCCGGCCUUGUAAAUGGCCUUGCCACAAAAAGCGACCCCAGUUCGCUUAAAAAGCCGCUUCCGGCUGCCUAUUCAUCCACCUACGUCGACCUGCCGAUCUCCGAUCAGAUUGCGAAAAGUGUGUUUAAUUUCGCAAAUUAUCUGGGACAGCACUUGGGCUAUAAGAAAACGGAGAUAUUCUCUCCUUUGAGCAUUGUCAACUCCCUGGCCCUACUACUGCUGGGCGCCAGGGGUCGCAGUUACCAAGAGCUAUCCGCAGUCUUCGGAAUAUCGGACACAUCCCGGCUGCAUGAGCAGUUCGGCAUAAUGCUGCAGGACCUACUUCAACCCACCAGAGAGGGAAUUUCCCCAGGACGACCCCUAACAAACUGGCGAGCCAGCAGCCCUAUGAGGUCGAAUCGACGGGCCCAGAGACCGGGAGCCCACGAGGUGCAUUUGGCAAACGGACUGUUCACACAGACCGGCUACUCACUCAACCCCGACUACAGGCGGGUUAUCGCAAUGGUCUACGGUUCGGAUCUGGAGGUUCAGGAUUUCGAGGGCAGUCCGGCAACAGCGCGCUACAACAUCAACUCCUGGGUGGCACGGAACACGAAGAACCGCAUCGAGAACAUCAUCUCCAGCGAUAUUCCGCAGAGCACCAGGAUGAUUCUGGCCAACGCGCUGUACUUUAAGGCCUUCUGGGAGACGGACUUUAUCGAAUCGGCCACCCGGCCAGAUAACUUCUAUCCGAACGGCGAGGGAACUGAGCCAGUGGUGAGGGUCCAGAUGAUGGCCACGGGAGGAUCGUAUCCCUACCACGAGGAUCACGAGCUUGGCUGCAAGAUCAUUGGGUUGCCCUACCGGGGAAACCUGAGCACCAUGUAUAUCAUCCAGCCCUUUAAGUCGUCGGUGGUCGAACUUAUGACACUACAGAAGCGUUUGACACCGGAGAAGGUGGAGGAUUUGAUCAGCAGGAUGUACAGACGGCAGGCACUGGUGGCGUUCCCGAAGAUGCAUCUCACCGAGUCGGUGAAUCUGAAGACAGUCAUGCAGAAAAUGGGUCUGGGCGGCAUCUUCAGCACCGUGCAGAAUGAUCUCUCCCUGAUCGCCACAAACGAGGUCUCCAGGACGAGUUCGCUGGGCGGAAAUAGCCUGCAGAACCUGGAGGCCCAGCGAAGAGCCGGAGCGGGAGGGGCUCAAUCCGAUUUGGUUGUGGACGACAUCGUCCACAAAGUCGACUUCACCGUUAACGAGCAGGGAACGGAGGCGGCGGCGUCUACAGUCACGUACCUCAAGAAGUCCGGACCAGAUGUCCUCUUCCGCGGAGACACUCCAUUCAUGGUGCUAGUGCGCCACGAUCCCACCAAACUGGUACUGUUCUACGGCCUUAUAAAUGAGCCACCAGCAGCCGUUUAAUCCCAGGGAUCUUAAAUUAUUAAGCGUUAGUUCCUAAGAUAGUUGACUUUUUAGUUAGGAAGCCAAGAAAUCAUUUUAAAUUAUACGAAAUAAUAAAUUAAACAAUAAUAUGUAUAGUAAAACUA
Messenger RNA from Drosophila suzukii, 1875 nucleotides. RefSeq names its product serine protease inhibitor 28Dc. Lineage: Eukaryota; Metazoa; Arthropoda; Insecta; Diptera; Drosophilidae. The record is from RefSeq and is a predicted model, not a curated record. Gene Ontology annotation, molecular function: serine-type endopeptidase inhibitor activity.